AUGGUGUUGGGUAUGUUGGUCCUGAACAACACGGCUAAUGCAGCAACCUAUAAAGUUGGGGACGCUACAGGUUGGACCUUCAAUGUAGCUGGCUGGGAAAAUGGCAAGAAUUUCAAAGCAGACGAUGUACUUGUGUUUAAUUAUAAACCGGAAUAUCACAAUGUAGUGGUGGUAGACGAGAAUGGAUAUUGCAAUUGCACCGCUCCUUUCGGCGCCAAAGUGUACCACAGUGGAGAAGAUCAUAUUAAGCUUGUCAAGGGACAAAAUUACUUCAUUUGCAGUUUUCCCGGACAUUGCAAUAAGGGAUUGAGGAUAGCCAUUGAUGCGGCUUAG
Messenger RNA from Olea europaea var. sylvestris, 333 nucleotides. RefSeq names its product basic blue protein-like. Gene Ontology annotation, molecular function: electron transfer activity. The coding region runs from base 1 to 333 and encodes 110 amino acids. The transcript is spliced from 2 exons. The record is from RefSeq and is a predicted model, not a curated record. NCBI's taxonomy places the organism in Eukaryota, Viridiplantae, Streptophyta, Magnoliopsida, Lamiales, Oleaceae. Gene Ontology annotation, cellular component: plasma membrane.